Musa acuminata AAA Group (dessert banana) is the source of this 3028-nucleotide messenger RNA. Its product is annotated as phosphatidylinositol/phosphatidylcholine transfer protein SFH13-like. NCBI's taxonomy places the organism in Eukaryota, Viridiplantae, Streptophyta, Magnoliopsida, Zingiberales, Musaceae. The record is from RefSeq and is a predicted model, not a curated record. The transcript is spliced from 16 exons. Bases 359 to 2221 code for a protein of 620 amino acids.
GCAGCGCCAACGAAAGAGAUCGACGAUUUAAGUCGUCCUUCGAUUCCGACAGCCUUAAGGCGAUCGCGCUCCUCCGUUCUUGUUCUCGUGUGAUGAUUCGGCUCUCUUUCACGACCUCAGAUCUCGGUUAUCGCUGCUGGGUUCGAAGGUUUCGGAGAGGGCCCGGGAACCUUGUUUUGGUGGCAACUUCGGUUUCAUUGGUGCUGGAUCUUGCAAUGUUGGAGCUGUCGCCGAGUUUGUUCUGAGGCUUGCGACACUACGUGGACUUCUGAUUCUCUUUGACCGUAUCAAUUGCAGUUGUUUGCCUUUGAAGCCGGAGGUCUGAGAUACGAGGAUUUCUUUCAUAAAUUGUGAGAAAAUGGCUGAAUGUUGUGAGGGGUCUUUUAGAUAUGAUGAGAGGAAAGAAAGGAGAUCUGAUGUAGAGAAUUCUGAAGACGAGAGGAGGAGAACGAAAAUUGGAUCUCUUAGGAAAAAAGCGUUGCAUGCCUCCACUAAAUUCACUCAUUCUCUAAAGAAACGAGGCAAGAGGAAAGUUGAUUACAGGGGUGCUUCAUUUUCAAUUGAGGAUGUCAGAGAUGCUGAAGAGGAGCGAGCAGUCCAUUCGUUUCGCCAAGAACUCAUUGCCAACGCUAUAUUGCCUAAAAAACAUGAUGAUUAUCAUACGUUGCUCAGAUUCCUCAAAGCUAGGAAAUUUGACUUUGAGAAAGCAAUGCAGAUGUGGGCUGAGAUGCUUCAAUGGAGAGAGGAAUUUGGAACAGACUCAAUUCUGGAGGACUUUAUAUUCGAAGAGUUGGAGGAGGUUUUGCACUAUUAUCCUCAGGGUUACCAUGGAGUUGACAAGGAGGGAAGGCCUGUCUAUAUUGAGAGGCUUGGGAAAGUUGAGCCCAAUAAGCUUAUGCAAAUAACUACAAUAGAUCGCUACUUAAGAUAUCAUGUGCAAGAGUUUGAGAGAGCCCUGCAUGAGAAAUUUCCUGCAUGCUCUAUUGCUGCCAAACGGCAUAUUGGUUCAUCGACGACAAUAUUAGAUGUACAUGGUGUGGGCUUGAAGAAUUUCAGCAAGACAGCAAGGGAUCUCUUGCUCCACAUGCAUAAGAUAGAUGGUGAUUACUAUCCUGAGACACUACACCAAAUGUUCAUAGUUAAUGCUGGCCAUGGUUUUAAGCUUCUCUGGAACACUGUAAAAGGAUUCCUUGAUCCCAAAACAACUUCAAAGAUGCAUGUACUAGGCACAAGAUAUCAGAGUAAACUUCUUGAAGCAAUUGACUCAAGCCAAUUGCCAGAAUUCCUAGGUGGUUCAUGUACUUGCUACAAUGAGGGAGGAUGUCUCAGGUCUAAUAAAGGACCAUGGAAUGACCCAGUUAUCAUGAAGAUUGUAAAUAGUGUUGGAGCAGCAUUUACUUGGGAAAUUGGGCAGGUACCCGAUGGAGAACAGACCAAUGCCUCUUAUCCCAGGCGACAUCCAUUAAAGAGAAGAAAUAGUGAUACAUCAACAGCUGAUUCUGGAUCUGACGCUGAUGAUCUUGGUUCUCCAGUCAUUUCUAGAACUUCUGAAUAUACACAUUUAGCUCCGGUUCAUGAAGAAGUCAGAGCAGCAGAUUCCACCGCUUACUACAAUUGCAAUGACCAUUUUGUGUCAGUUCCUACACCUGUGGAAUCUGGUGGAGAAGGAGAAAGAUAUGCUGCGAUGUCAUCCAAUGAAGUAAAAGAUCAUUGUUGUGCUUUUGCUACCAUAAAAUUACAUUCACCAGGAAAAUUCUCCACUGAUGGGCACAAUGCUGUCAAAGAUGCUUUAGAAGAAGGAAAAUUGCAAUAUUUUGCUAGGGCAGUAAUUGCAUUUUUGAUAAAAGUUCUAUCCUUCUUUCACAUCUUCCGAUCUAGACCAGACAGGAGAUUGGAAAAUGUUCAUCCAUCAGAUGCAUUGAGCUUGAUUCCUGAUAACAAUUCGACCACGGAAGCUGCCAAGGAAGAUAAAGUCACUCCUUUGAUUGAACGUCUUGAGAAGCUCGAGUCCAUGUUGAAUGAACUCAGUAGAAAACCUGCAGAGAUUCCACAGGAGAAAGAGCAUGCAAUUCGGGAAUCAAUGAACAGGAUUAAAAGUGUUGAGUUUGAUCUUCACAAGACAAAUAAGGUCCUGCAGGCAACUCUGAUGAAGCAAUUGGAGAUUGAGGCAACUUUAGAAACUUUAAACGGCAAAAGUAUUGGGAGAAGGAAAUUUUGUUGAUACUUAAAGUAUCUUUAUCCAAUCAGAUGUCUAGAAGAGAUACUUCGAAAUUGGGGUUGGAAUCAAAAUGAUAUACUUCCUGUGGUAUAUCUUUAUAUAUAUAUAUAUAUAUAUAUAUAUAUAUAUAUAGUUUUCUUCUUAGGAGGAGAAAAGACAAUAAAACAGAGGGAUGGAGGGGGAUGAUGAUGAAAAUGCACAAAAGCUGUAAUGAGCUGAUUGUUCGGCACAUCAAACCAAAGGCAAUAUCCUUGCAUUGAAGUAAAGGGGGAGAAACACUAACAGUAAAUAGAGAGCAAGUACCAAAGAUAACACACACAUCAUCUUUUUUUUUUUGGUUUUUCAUCGUUUCUAAUUUACUUUGAGCUUGUCUAUUUGUUCUUUUGGUAUAUCUAGGACAAAAUAGAGGAAUUCUUAUGUGAUGCUGCAGUUUGAUACUUGAAGCUGGGUCAUCUAUUUCCCUACCAGGGAAAGUCCUAGUCUUCUAAUCCUCAACCAAUGUGAUGACUCUUGAGAGCUGACCCAUAGCUUGAAGCAAGCAUGACACUUUGGAUUGUGGUACAUUGAACAAGGAUAUGAAGCUCAAGGUUUUAUUUAACCAUCUUUGAUCAGAACUAUAUGUACUCGUUUUUUUUUUUUUUUGUUGACUUGUGGCUAUUUAAGCUUAAGAACAUUGCAAACUAUGUCAAAGUACUGUUCUGUUUCUGGCAUGCAACAUGGCCAUGUCUGACCAAUGUUUGACCACUGGAUUAGUGUCUUUUAGUGGAAAUUUUUCUCAAAGAUUUCUUAGUAUGCUUUGCUUCAAGUUUA